AUGACAAACAAAGACAUUUUAGUAACCCGUCCUUUAAGCUUUUCGGAGAAUUUCUUUCGGUCCCGAACUGCUUCUGGAUUGUACCGUAAUUUUCAAUUAACUGCAACUUAUAACCAAAACCUUAGACUGGAUUUACGGUUAUUAUUUGCAGCCAUUAGAAAGACCGUCAUUGAUUAUCAUUUAUUGAUUACCAAUGUACAAUAUAGGUCAGUUGAGUAUGUGUAUGAGCCGCUUAAGAGAUUAACCUUAGGUAAUAUUUUGUCGUUUACCGAUCUGAAGUACUUGCAGAAUGGGGUCAUUAAUGAACAAUUCAUGAAGGAGAUCAACGAAAUUAGGUUCAAAUUGUACUGUCAAGAUCCCUUGUUCAAGUUAAUACUCGUGGGUGAUUUUGACUUAUGUGCCGUUUUUGAACACACAAUUGCUGAUGGGUUGGUUGGGAACUAUAUUCAUGAAAUACUACUUGAAAAUCUAGCUUAUUGUCAAGAAGCUGGCGAGCAAUAUGAUUCACUUUAUGGCUCAGUUCCUGCUGAUGUCACUUUUGAUACUGUACUUUUUGAGUACAAAAAUGAUUUAAAAUAUUUAAAUCAUUCCUUACCUCCACCAGUUGAUAUAUUUCUCGAAGAUAUUGAUUUGGACUAUAGUUACGGUGAUCCGAAUUUCCACGAUAAGGUAACACCACCUGGUUUAAAGAAAUGGAAGGGAAGAUCUAAUGCAUCAGUGGACUACACCUUAGCAUUUAAAUUAAUCAACUUUACACCAACAGAAACCAAGCAUAUACUUGCUCGAUGUAAACAGGAAGGUGUUUCUAUUACUUCAUACAUUCAAGUGAUUGAAGCGCUCACCUUACAACCAAUUUACGGAGAUACCGAGUAUACCACACAUAAAGUAGCCAUGACUUUACGUCGUCAUUAUCGUGAUCUUGGGGAAGCAACAGCUCCAUACAACAAAAUCUUGGCUGAUAAAAACUACAAGAUUUUAGGAACACCAGCCCACAUGGGGUUCAGUAACAACCAUCCACCAAUAACCGAGUUUUCAUGGGAUUUAGCUCGUUCCAUCAACGCAAAUAUCAUCUCUGGUACCAAGAACACACGAGCUUUGAACCAAAUGAAGCCAUUUAAGGAUAUAGCAGAUUUGAAAUCUGACAACAUUGAGUUCUUUACUCUGCAACUAAACAAACCAAAAGCUGAUGCAAUCAAGAUUUCCAAUCUAGGAUUCAUCAACUUACCAGUAUAUCCUACGAAAACAACCGAAUGGAAGAUCACUAAUAUGAUUUUCUCUCAAGAUUUGGCACCAUUUGCAGCUGAAUUUAUGUUGAGUGUUGUUAGUACACCUAUUGGUGGAAUGAACUUUGUAUUGAGCUAUUGUGAUAAUUCUUUUGAUGAUUGUCCAUAUGAUAAUUUUGACGGUUUAGUACAAGACUUACGUAACAACAUGGUUAAAUAUUGUAAAUAG
Spathaspora passalidarum NRRL Y-27907 is the source of this 1452-nucleotide messenger RNA. It is a transcript of the gene ATF1, whose product is annotated as Atf1p. The coding region runs from base 1 to 1452 and encodes 483 amino acids. Lineage: Eukaryota; Fungi; Ascomycota; Pichiomycetes; Serinales; Debaryomycetaceae. Gene Ontology annotation, molecular function: N-acetyltransferase activity. The transcript has a single exon. The record is from RefSeq and is a predicted model, not a curated record.